GGGUCGACCACACCUCACCGCCGCGUACCUCGCUCCAGUCCAGUCCUACCUGGACGGCCUGCCAACACAACCAAGAGGGCAUUUCUCACCAUCGUCCCAUGGCGUCGACGGAGAUGGAGAUGGGCGUCGUAGGCGGCGGCGUCAAUAGCAGUGGAGGAGGCAGCUGCGGCGGGCUGGUGGUGACGGAGCUGAGCCACAUCAAGGAGCUGGUGAGGCAGCUGGAGGUGCACCUCGGCGGGUCCCCGGACCUGUGCAAGCACCUGGCCUCGCAGAUCUUCUCCCUCACCGAGCGCUCCAUCGGCCUCAUCACAUCCUCCAACCUCGACGGUGCCCGGCGGCAGAAGCGGCCCGCGGGCGACGCCGGCCUCGCCUCGCCGCUCUCGGCGACGCCCACCAGCGACGUCACCGACGGGCCUUUCCAGAGCACCAAGAAGAAGAGGAAGGUGAUGGAACAGCGGAGGCAGAGGGUGAGCUCUGCCGGCGGCGAGAACCCGGUCGAGGACGGCCAUAGCUGGAGGAAGUACGGCCAGAAGGAGAUCCUCGGAGCCAAGCACCCAAGGGGCUACUACCGCUGCACGCACCGCCACUCGCAGGGGUGCCCGGCGACGAAGCAGGUGCAGCGCACCGACGAGGACCCGACGGUGUACGACGUGAUCUACCACGGCGGGCACACCUGCGUCCACAGGGCGGCGGCGGGCCAGGCCCAGGCCACGGCGCCGCCGGAGCACAGACCGGACGCGCACGGCCACCUGCGGAGCCUGGGCGCCGGCCUCACCGUGAAGACGGAAACGGAGGAGGGCCUGCCCGCGGCCGCGCCCUUGUGCCUCUCCGCCUCCACGCCGCCGGUGAGCGGCGGCGGGUGCCCGUGCCCGUGCCUGGCGCCGUCCACGCCGGAGAACUGGGGCGUGUCGCCCGCGAGCUCCAACUCCAACCACGCCGCCUCCUACCUGCCGUUCGAGGACGCCGAGUGGCGGGGGCACGCCGGGCUCCAGGAAGUGGUGUCCGCCAGCGCGCCGCCUCCGCCCGCCGUGGACAGCCUCGACGACCUCCUCCUCCUCGUCGACAUAGACGACAUCGCCAGCUUGUUCGACUGAUCCGCACACCGUACGUAGCUGAUGAACGGUAGGGAAUCGAAGAAGGCACGAGUACGACGAGUAUAAUGUGACCGAGCCCUCUGGCUCCGGGGUCCGGUCGGGCGUUCGUUCGUGCCUGGAACGGAACGGAACGGAGGAGGGAAGAGCGCUAGAGCUCUGCUUUCCUGGGUCCAUGCAGAUGGUGAUACCGUAGGAGAUGAUGAUGAAAAAGAGUAGUGGUUUUAUUUUACGUUUUUUGGGCUACUCCUCGCUUUUUUUGUUAACCUUUUUCCUCCUCUUCUGAGGCCUGAGGGUGCUGUGUUUGUGUUGUAUUGUAUUGUAUUAUUG
Messenger RNA from Zea mays, 1421 nucleotides. RefSeq names its product probable WRKY transcription factor 53. The coding region runs from base 99 to 1094 and encodes 331 amino acids. NCBI's taxonomy places the organism in Eukaryota, Viridiplantae, Streptophyta, Magnoliopsida, Poales, Poaceae. The transcript has 3 exons. Gene Ontology annotation, biological process: regulation of DNA-templated transcription. Gene Ontology annotation, cellular component: nucleus. Gene Ontology annotation, molecular function: transcription cis-regulatory region binding; DNA-binding transcription factor activity. The record is from RefSeq and is marked validated.